Messenger RNA from Synchiropus splendidus (mandarinfish), 4055 nucleotides. It is a transcript of the gene zbtb38, whose product is annotated as zinc finger and BTB domain containing 38. Gene Ontology annotation, molecular function: protein binding. The transcript has 2 exons. The coding region runs from base 645 to 4040 and encodes 1131 amino acids. The record is from RefSeq and is a predicted model, not a curated record. NCBI's taxonomy places the organism in Eukaryota, Metazoa, Chordata, Actinopteri, Syngnathiformes, Callionymidae.
CUUGGGUGCAUGUUUGCAGUGUUGUGAAGCUCCAAGGUUUGUCUUGAAAAAGAUGUUGUGAUGCUAGUGAUACACAACAGAGGACUGAUGCCACCAGCUAUGCAGCUAAUCGCUCUUCCCGCUGCAUCGGCUGUAGAGCUGUUCUCUAACAACCAGAAUCCCCCCGCUUCCACUGCAUCCUCCGCCAUGCUUAAUAAAAGUUGUCGUUUCCUACUAGGUAUCUGUAGAGCGAAGGCAGUGCUUGCUCCAUUAGCCUCAAAGCCACGGGCGUACGACAGUUGGGCUAGAUGCUGUGGGGACUGCGUGGAGCCAGUUGUAGUCUGACAGAAACGGGACAGACAAGGAAGGGCAGGGCAGGAAGGGUUGCGUGGAUAGAGGAAAAGAAGUCAUCCGCUCAGAGAGACGGGGAGAGGGAGAGAGAGAAAGAGACAGAGUGAGACAGAAUAUUGUGAUGGCACCGUUAAGCAGCCGACUGGAAAAAGUAAAGUAUUUAGCUUUACUGUGACACAACUGUUAGCCUAGCAGGGUUGUCGUGUUCAGAGCUGUGUAAAUAGGAUACUGGAUGACACUGCUUCCUGUCUGCCCUCCAUCUUUUCUAUGCUUUACGAAGAUGGCUGCAUGAUCCCUUACUCCUCCUUUGAUCAAUGGAUAGUUCUCACCCUCAGAAUGUGCUGAGUCACCUGAAUGAGCAGCGAUCCCAGGGGCUUUUCUGCGACGUGACCAUUGUAGUGGAGGAUGUGAAGUUUAAAGCGCACAGGAACGUCUUGGCAGCCUGCAGUGGCUACUUCAAGACUGCGCUGACAACUCCAGAAACAUGGAAUCACUGUCAGGUCCUUGAGUUGAUGGAUUUGAAAUCAGAAGUGUUUGCCAGUGUCCUAAACUUCAUCUACUGCUCAAAAGUGACCACAGCUAGUGCAGAGGAUACAAAGCGACUUGUUGCAGGAGGGAGAAGACUCGGGAUUCCUUUUCUAGAAAAUCUCACUGAACAAGAGGUACAGGACCAGGCAAAUGAAAAUGCCAUUGCAAUUCCUGUGCAAAAGAAGGCAAAGAGAAAAGCCCCAGUGCCUGAGGAGGUGGGCACUUCCAGAGGGCCGAGGAUCACUAAUGCCUUUUCCAUGACGGAAGUCUGUCCUGAAAACAACCCUUUCACUCCAGGUCAAAAUCAAUGGGAGACUCGGUUACCAAACGUGGCGGAGCUGCCAACAACCUGUCCAUCGAUCUCCAUCAGCCAAUAUAACGAAACUACCCAAACCCUCUCCGACCAUUCAUAUGCAGUAACCCAAGCAACUCAAGAGCACUUUCAGUGGGAUAAGGAACCAAGUCCACCAUUGACUUCACAACCACAGCAACAGACAUAUAGUAAUGCAGGACCAAUUAAGAAACGUCACAAGCACAGUGGCUCUUAUGCGAGAAACAUACUUCAAACACCAGCUGCAACACAAAAAGAUCAGACUAAUACGUCGAUGUCAGUUAAAGCCGCAUACGAAAAUCCUGUUACAGCCACUGCGCCUUCAUCACUGGAGUCUGGAACAAACAAGAGUGUAGAUGAACCGGUGGCUUCAGACCAUGCGCAACUAAAUCCACCAUCUCUGUCUACUAAGGCAGACAACAGCAUCCAGAUAUACGAGUGUGAACAGUGCCCGGAGAUAUUCACCAAUAAAGCACUUCUCACCAUUCACUUAGAAGUCCACAAGAAGCGUUUUGUCGGUAACCUGCUUUGCAAGUUCUGUAACAGGCGGUUCAUUCACCUCAAACGUCUGCGCAACCAUGAACACCUGUGUCCCAAAGCUCCCAUCGAACAUGCAGAAAUAAAGCCAUGUGAUGCAUCAGACAGAGAGGUGGACCCUGAUCCUUGUGAUGCAUCUACUGUGGAAACAAAAACUGAAUCCCCAUCUCCUGAACUUCCCAUCUCCUGCAAACAAGAGCGGAGAUACAACUGCCGGAUGUGCAAAAGAGUAUAUGCCAAUUUCUCCAGUCUGAAGCGACAUGAGAACGUGCACUCCUGGCAGAGAGCCUACCCAUGCCAUUAUUGCAAUAAAGUCUUUGCUUUGGCGGAAUAUCGCACCAAACAUGAAAUCUGGCACACAGGUGAGCGUCGCUAUCAGUGCAUCUUCUGCUUGGAAACAUUCAUGACGUACUACAUCUUGAAGAACCAUCAAAAGUCUUUUCAUGGAAUCGAUCCAACCCUAGCAGUGAGGAAACAUUCAGCUAACGGAGGUAUUAAAUCCAGUGUUUAUCCCAUCAAACUCUACCGGCUCCUGCCCAUGAAGUUUCGAAAGCGUCAGUACAAAUCCUACAGUCACACAUACAAAGAAGACGAGGAAGGUGAUGACAUCGCAGAGGAGAGCAAAUAUCUUCAUUCCUCUGGAGAAGAAAAUGGCCUUAUAAAAGAUACCAGCAACGAUUCGCUACAACCAACGUUCAUGGCAACAACAAAAACGGUUGCCCCUGUAAUGCCCCGCAUCAGCUUUGACAAGCCUUGUUUUGAAAAUAUGGACUCAGAAUUGAAUGAAGCCGUUGCUUUCCAACAUAAAGACAGAAAGGAAGAGUCGGAACACAAGAAACACAAGGAACAAUCCCUUCUCAAACACAAUAUGCCAACCUCACAACCUCAGCCAGUGUUCCUUCCUAUGGGCAUUACAGAUUUCCCAGUCGAUGACUUGAAAUCAGAGCAUAAUGUGGCAUUCCUAAACUCAUUAAAAAAUGUUAAAAAGCUUGCAGAGUUAUCCGAAUCAGCCAAAAGGGUAGAAGAAAUGACCAAGGAGAUACUUGAGUCAAGUUCUGAGCUUUUGUCGCCCGAUAAAAUGGACGUGGCGAAGACGCAAACCUACAUUGCCAAACCUGCGUGCACUGGAAAAUCCAUGGAAGGUCAUUCAAUGCCUGUGUGCCAGAUAACAGUUAAAAUAGGAAAUGAAUCCAUCAUUCGCCGCAGAAUCAAAGGAUCCAAACUCUUUCCGAAGCAGAAAAAGAGAGACAAAGAACUGAGGGAUAAGGACUGGUCAAGUCAGCAGCCUUCCUUUCUGGAUGCAUCUGAGGGUCCCAGACUUCGGCUCAGAUCCGAAGACUCCCUGGACAAAGUUCCAAAAACCUAUGAGGAUCCCAAUGACUGUGACACAGCCGACAAGCUCUGGCGCCCUUAUUAUUCAUACAAAUCAAAGAAGAAGAGAAAGAAGCUUAAGUACAAACAUGGGCAACUGUUGUUGAGCAAUUACCCUGAAACACUCGAGGACAGAAGUCAUGGCUACGAGAUUAAGGCCCAACAAGACCGGCGGCAGGAAGAGAGCAAUUUGGGUGUCAGUGGGGAAGUUAAAAGCAGCUUUGGGAAAAACAGCAGUCCAAGGACCAUGUAUAACUGUGAUAUCUGUGGUAGCUCUUUCAUCACUGAGACAGGUUUGAGAGCACAUACUAUUGGUUCCCAUCCAUGUUUCUGUGUGACCUGCGGGGCACAAGGACCGCCCGGGGAGGUCCCUGCUGGUGGCGAUUACAUUUGCAAUAAAUGUAUGGAAAGUGGCUCUUGUUUUAAUAACGCAGCUCGGAGCCCGAACCCAGAGAAGAAAUACCGCUGCGCCUACUGCCCGCAGCGCUUUCUAUACCUUGCCACCAAAAGGAGUCACGAAAAGAAACACAGCGAGGCAACUGAUGGGGCAGCCAAAUAUGAGAAUUUUGAACCAUGUUUGAAUGAAGAGGCAAAAUGUGAUUCCAUUAAAACAGAGGAUAGCAAACAAGAUACCCUGGGUGUCGGUAACACCAUGAUGGGAGGGGGACUGUUUCUGAAGAAAAAGAUCUUGAAGCACUUUUCCAAUUAUCAAGACAUGUCUCAAAAUAAAGGGUUCCUCUCGCCACAGGAAAAAGCUCGGCAUACCAUGCAGCUGAUUGCGAAAACCCAAGAAGGUGACAGCAAUGGCGACAAGUACAGUUUAUCAAUGCAAACCAAGAAGUUCAGUGACUCUGACAAGUCCUGCAAAAUGGGUCGAAAAAGUGACCAUAUGACUCUCGACAAGUUAGAGAAUGUUGUGUGCAAAGAGGAGCCACCGUUUUGAAUCACCAAGAAAAAG